Miscanthus lutarioriparius is the source of this 963-nucleotide messenger RNA. The record is from the annotation of a GenBank genome assembly. NCBI's taxonomy places the organism in Eukaryota, Viridiplantae, Streptophyta, Magnoliopsida, Poales, Poaceae.
AUGGUGGUAGCGGUGUGCGAGGACGAGGCCGGCGCGCUCGUCGUGACCAACGCACGGGACGCGUCGGCGGUGGUGGUGUGCACGGGAGUCACCCACACCAGCAGCCCCCACGCCAGGCGCAGCCCGCGCCAUCCUGGUGGCAUUGCCCCCGCCACCACCGGCCCCGCCCCCAAGGACCCGCCGCCCGACAUGGUGUCCCCGCGCGCCGCGUGGGCGCUGUUCGUGGAGGAGUCACGGCGGCUGUGGGCGAUCGACGCGCCCAUCGCCUUCAACAUCAUCUGCGUGUACGGCACCAACUCGACGACGCAGAUCUUAGCGGGCCACAUCGGCAACCGCGAGCUGUCCGCGGUGGCCAUCGGCCUCUCCGUCAUCUCCAACUUCUCCUUCGGCUUCCUCCUCGGGAUGGGCAGCGCGCUGGAGACGCUGUGCGGGCAGGCGUUCGGCGCGGGCCAGGUGGCCAUGCUGGGCGUCUACAUGCAGCGGUUGUGGAUCGUGCUCGCCGCCUCCGCCGCGCUGCUCACGCCGCUGUACGUGUACGCGGCGCCCGUGCUGCGGCUGCUGGGGCAGGACGAAGGCAUCGCCGCCGCCGCGGGGACCUUCACGCGCGGCAUCAUCCCGCAGAUGUUCGCGCUCGCCGUCAACUUCCCCGCGCAGAAGUUCCUGCAGGCGCAGAGCAAGGUGGGCGUGCUGGCGUGGAUCGGGCUCGCCGCGCUGCUCGCGCACGUCGCGCUCCUCGCGCUGUUCGUGUCCGUGCUCGGAUGGGGCGUCGCCGGGGCCGCGCUCGCCUACGACGUGUCGUCGUGGCUCACCUCGCUCGCGCAGGUGGCCUACGUCCUGGGAUGGUGCCGGGACGGCUGGACGGGGCUGUCCAGGGCCGCGUUCACCGACCUCUGGGCCUUCGUCAAGCUCUCGCUCACAUCCGCCGUCAUGCUCUGCCUCGAGCCCUCGAGAUGUGGUACAUGA